Messenger RNA from Rhineura floridana, 6006 nucleotides. RefSeq names its product MPV17 mitochondrial inner membrane protein like (gene MPV17L). Gene Ontology annotation, cellular component: membrane; cytoplasm. Lineage: Eukaryota; Metazoa; Chordata; Lepidosauria; Squamata; Rhineuridae. The transcript is spliced from 4 exons. The record is from RefSeq and is a predicted model, not a curated record. The coding region runs from base 45 to 638 and encodes 197 amino acids.
GAGGAGCUCAUUCAUGUGAAGCCGGCGGUCGGCAGGGGCGAGGGAUGGCUCUGCUGGGCCGCCUGGUGCGCCGAUCGCCCUGGCUGUGCAACGUGGCGCUCUACGGGGGUCUCUUCGCGGCGGGUGACGCGGCCCAGCAGCGGCUCCGGUGCCCGCCGGGCCAAGCGGGCGGCGCGGACUGGGCGCAGACGCAGCACGUGGCCCUGGUGGCGCUCGCCUUCCACGGCAACUUCAACUACGUCUGGCUGAGGGCGCUGGAGCGGCUCCUGCCCGGCCGGGCGCCCGCCGCCGUCUUGGCCAAGGUGCUGUGCGACCAGCUGAUGGGCGCGCCCGUCGCAGUCCUGGCCUUCUACACAGGCAUGAGUGUACUUCAGGGGAAAGAGGACAUUUUCGCAGAUUGCAGAGAGAAAUUCUGGAAUACAUAUAAGACUGGGCUGAUGUACUGGCCUUUUGUGCAGCUUUCCAACUUCAGCCUGGUCCCGGUGUACUUGAGGACAGCGUACACCGGCCUGUGUGGUUUCAUCUGGGCUACUUUCCUGUGCUUUUCCCAACAAAGCGGUGACGGAACCGCCAAAUCAGUUUUUCUGUUGUUCCAAGGCAAGAAAGCCGACAUGGAGGAGACGUCGCCUGGGAAAUAAAUAUAUUGCUGUGAUAAAGCAUCCCUCACCUGUCGGAGAGGCAGCAGGCUGUGUUGCCGGAUGCCAACUGCCUUUUUAUUUAAUUUUUGCUACGUGAAGAUAUAACUAAAGGUGAACACACAUGACCAUUUAUGAAAUGAUAACUUAUUGCGGCGGGAAUGCAAUCAACGGGCCUUUUGUUUGCAGAGUCCACCCAUUCUGCAAGGAUGAUUGUACCUCUUUUUUAUUUCAAUUGCAGGGGUGUGUGUGUGGCUUUAUGGAACAAAGGAGCUUUAAAAAAGCAAUCUACCUGUCUAUGGGCUAGAGUAGGGAUCAGGAACUUCAGGCCCAUGGACCAAAUUCAGCUCUCCAAGCUUCUCAAUUGGCCAGUGGGACUCUUUCCCAUGCCACACCCCAGCCACACCCCCUCUCCCCCAAGCCGUGCCCUUCACUGGCCCUGUUUUGCACUCUCAUUGAGCGUGUUUUGGUUUAACUGGAAUGAGUCCUUGAACUCUGAUCAUGCCUCUUGCUUAUCUGGAUGGCGAGGGGUGUGUGAGUGUAUAUAGGAACUAGACUACUGUACAAAGGUAAAUAUUUAUUUAUUUUAUUUAUUUAAAAUAUUUCUAUCCUGCUCUUCUACCCUACAAUAGGGCACUCAGGACGGCUACAAUAAAAUUGCACACAUAUAAUAAAAUACACAAUAAAAACACAAAACAUUACAGUAAAUUAAAAUGCAUAGAAUACUAUUAAAAUACAUCAAAUGCAUUGUGCACGCACAUACAAACAUACAUACAGGUAUAUAUGUGCAUACACAUAUAAGAAAGUGAGAAUAAAAGAACUUAAAAGAUAAAAAUAAGAGAUAAAAAACUUUAAACAGUGUCAGCCUGACCCAUCAGGCCCAACCAAAGGCUCUCCGGAACAAAAUAGUUUUUACAAGUUUCCGGAAGACCAUCAGUGAAGGAGCAAAGCGGGCUUCUUGGGGCAGGGAAUUCCAAAGUCUGGGAGCCACAAUCGAAAAGACUCUCUCCCAUGUGUACAUUUAUUGCUCCUCCCACUUUUGCCUCUGGCCCCGCCCACUGCUGGAAUGUGCCCCCCCUUGACGUUUGCCCAGAAGGUAAUGCAGCCCUCAGGCUGAGAAAAGGUUCUCCACCCCUUUGUCUAGAAUGACACACCCCAUAGCACCCCUUCUGGAUUCUGUCACCUGAUUUGCACCUUCAUUGUGCUUCAUGCAUCAAUCCAACACACAAAAAGGUUUGAUUUUCCUUAACCAAAAAACAAUUUUAAGAAAGAAUGGGUUUCAGACAGUAAAAUAAAUAUUCAAUAAUCAUGAAGUACAAUGAACUAUAAACAGCAACCAACAAUAAAGCACUCCUAUGUCCUAAUGAGGCGCCUGCCAGUUUAAAAUCAGUGCCCUUGGAGUAGGUUGGCCAGAUGCAUUUCCAUCUUGCCAUCUUCACUGGCCAAAUAAAUAAAAUCCAGUGGCUUAAAUGCAGAGGUUCUAGAACUGGAACAUGAAUCAGGCCUGUUCAAAUACAGGAUCCUAUCAAUCAGCAUUAGUAAAAAGUCCCAGUGCGGAGAUCCAAAUGAAAAUUGUUUUCAGAUAACAUGAUCCUAUUUGGGAUUAUUCUUCCUUAACUUUGUUCAUGCGCCAAUCCAGCCUGUAUGGUUGUAUGCCAGCCUGUCACAAUGAGUUGCCACAUAGCCACCUCUUUUUGCCUUUGACUGCAAUCUGCAGGGGGUAGCCAAUGCAGUGUCCUCCAGAAGUCAUUUGACUAGAUUUCCCAUCAUCCCUGAUCAUUGGUGAUGCUGGUUAGGGAUGAUGGAAGUUGGAGUCCAACCACAUCUGAGGGCACCAUGCUGACUGUACCUGGAAUAAAGAGAGGUCCUACAUGCACCCCCGUUAAUCCCAUUGAACUCCUGGGGAUUAAUGGCCUGCCCCUAAUUGAUUUCACUUGUAUUGAUUUAUUCUUAAUCUGUCCCUCCGGUUUAGAGUGGGUGAAGUCUUGUAACAGUUUGACUUCCCAGCAGUAGGAAAUUCUGUGCAGUCCUUCCAAGGUCAUUUUCCUCUGAUGAAAAGCACACCAGAGUGUUAAUGGUGUCUUUGUGAAAGUCUGCAGAUUUACGGACAAAUACGCAGGCUGAGAAAAGCUGGCAGGAAGGGGCUGUGUGGAAUCUGAGUUUCUGCCAUUAUGCCCCAGAAGCAAAGAUCCAUACAGAACACAGCAUAAGGACCUAGUCCUUAAGGUGGUGAAGAUCAGUUUGGAGAUAAUGUGGGCAAUGCCAAAGGACACAAGACAUUGGCAGGGCAGAACAGGAUCUUUAGUUGACAGGGAGACCAAGGCUACACACACAACACAUAUUAAAGCACAAUAUUUCUCCCAAAGAAUCCUGGAAAGUGUAGUUUACUCACAGAGCAACAGUCCUCUGCACCCAUAAUAAACUACAGUUCCCAGAAUUCUUUGGGGAAAUACUGUGCUUUAAAUGUAUGGUGUACACACAGCCUAGAAGGUUUAAAAGAUUGCCAGCUGUGGGCUUUGUUUUGACAGUGGCUAGUUCCAGUCUCUAGUGCAGAGGGGGGAACCUUUUCCAGCCUGAGGGCCACGUUCUCUUGUGGGCAACCGUCUGGGGGCCAUGUCUGCUAUGGGCAGGACCAGAUGCAAAGGUGGGUGGAGUAACUGCUGUAAAAUGUUACCUUUGUACUGUAGGCUGCAUUCUAGCCAUGCAAAAAUCAUCGGUAUCUGCACACUCACUGAUAUCUAUCCAUCCAGCAAGAAGCUAUAUCACAGUUCAAGGACAUGUUCCAGCCAGGUACCAGCACCCAAGGAGGGUGCAGAGCAAGGCCAGUGAAGGGCAUGGCAGAGUCCCAAGGGCCAGAAAGAGAGGCCUAGAGGGCCCCAUUGGUUCCCCAAACCUGAGGUUCCCCAUCUCUGCUCUAGUAGGCUUUCCCUGCUGGAGAGGAAGGUAAGAGAGUAUAUUUAGGAAAAGAUCAUCGCUCAGAGAGCCAGUGUGCCGUAGUGGUUAAGGUGUUGGACUGCGACCUGCGAGACCAGGGUUCAAAUCCCCGCACAGCCAUAAAGCUCACUGGGUGACCUUGGGCCAGCCACUGGCUCUCAGCCUCAGAGGGAGUCAAUGGUAAACCCCCUCUGAAUACUGCUUACCAUGAAAACCCUAUUCAUAGGGUCGUCAUAAGUCAGGAUGGACUUGAAGGCAGUCCAUUUCCAUUUUCAUUGCACAUAGUAAAGCUUAUGCUUUGCAAGUGGAAAGUUCCAAGUUCAGUUCUGGCAUCUCCCUUUGAGAGGAUCUUAAGGGUAGGGAAAACCCCGUGCCUCGAAGCCUAAUGAGCCACUGCCUUUCAGCAUGGUGACUAGGUGGACUAGUGGACUGGUUGAAUACAAAGCAGCUUCAUAUAUACAGAAUAAUCUGAAAAAUUAGCAGAUAGACUUACUGCAGGUUUUGUUUUGUUUUUGCCCAGGAUUUGGAUGUAAUACUAUGACACAGUACUUUGUUUUAGUGUAGAGUAUGUUUUAUUAAUUUUGAGUUAUGCCAGUGUGGUGUAGUGGUUAAGGUGUUGGGACUACCACCUCAGAGACCAGGGUUUGAAUCCCCACACAGCCAUGAAGCUCACUGGAUGACCUUGGGCCAGUCACUGCCUCUCAGCCUCAGAGGAAGGCAAUGGUGAAACCACCUCUGAAUACCACUUACCAUGAAAACCCUAUUCAUAGGGUCGCCAUAAGCCAGAAUCAACUUGAAGGCUGUCCAUUUCCAUUUUACUGUAAUAGGAUUUUUUAAAAGAAGUAAUUAAUGAAUGGCAAAGGGCACAGUCUGUUUGGAUUCAUGAAAAACAAAGGUCAUAGUCCAUCUAGAUGCAUUAAAAGAAAUGGGCAAAUGGCACAGUCCACUUGGGUUCAUGAAUGGCAAAGGACCCAGUCCAUCUAGAUUCAUUAAAGACAACGGGCACAGUCCAUUUGAACUCAUGAAAGGCAAUGGGCAAAUGGCACAAUCCACUUGGGUUCAUGAAUGGCAAAGGACCCAGUCCAUCUAGAUUCAUUAAAGACAAAGGGCACAGUCCAUUUGAACUCAUGAAAGGCAAUGGGCAAAUGGCACAGUCCACUUGGGUUCAUGAAUAGGAAAGGACCCAGUCCAUCUAGAUUCAUUAAAGACAAAGGGCACAGUCCAUUUGAACUCAUGAAAGGCAAUGGGCAAAUGGCACAGUCCACUUGGGUUCAUGAAUGGCAAAGGACACAGUCUACCUGGAUUCACGAAUGGCAAAAGGCACAAUCCUCUUGGAUUCAUGAAGGGGGAAAAACAUUCUCCUGUACAAGAUCCAUCCCUGCUCUUCCCCAGGCCCCAUCCCUUUCAACAGCGCCCGCACAGCAGAAUUUCCAUGUGGAUUGUGCCUCCAAAAUAACACAAGUAAAACAUACACUCCUAAAUAUGCCAGUGUUUUAAGAUAAGAAUGCCAAUUGGCUGAGUCAUAAGUGGGUUAUUGUUCAGAUGACAAAUGGUCAGUAUGUUCAGCAAGGUGUAUAAUUUUUGCUUCUGUUGAUUUCUGUGCGAAGGAGGCCAGUAACUCUAUUCUUUUUCUGCAGUCUUUUUUCUAUGCUGCGGGGCCAUUUCUCGAGGGACUGAAGUGGCUUGCUCAUUACAGGGCAGCACAAACAUUUGUACAUCACAGCAUCUACUCUCACUGCAGAGAAAUAUUAAUGGCAUAAUUUAAUUUUAUAGCAGAGUUUAAUUGCUUAGAAGGAGGGUGGGUGGAAUAUUGAGUCAUCAGUGUUCUACUUGCUAAUUACUAAGAUUCCUAAUAGGUCAUGUUUCCCAUCCCCUGCAAUGCACUUACACUGGAAACAAAAGGCAGAAUGGGUUCUGUGCAAACCUUGUGAGAAUUUUUUCACAGGGACCAAGAAAACGUUUUUUUGCGAACCCAAAUGUGUUUUACCCAAGGGGAUCGUGCUUUUUCUUCUUCCCGCUCAUGAUCUCAAGACAGUGAAAUAACACAAAAGUGGCUUUGUUUAUUUAUUGCACAAUUUGAAACUACUGAAUUACACUCUGAUUUCCUGCUGCUUUUCAGCUGCUGUGUCGCUGCAGAUAUGUGAAAUACUAUAGCAAUUACAGAGGUUUUAAUGUAAAAUGGCAUUCUGUAUCUUUCUAAUGGUUUAUUAAGUGUUUUAAAAAAGAGAGAGAAAAUCUGUGUGCCUUACAUGUACAGUGAUUCAUUGUAUUCGUUCUGAAGUAAAUAAACUGGGCAGGGGGUCCUGACAACUACAGAGAAAAUAAGCCUCCUGCUUGAAGUGACCUGUAAAUAAUUUUUUGAAGUAUUUUGAAAGUUUUGCUAUAGUGUUGUGUUGUGUUUUGGGUGGACAUGGCCCAGAGAGGCAGCUUAUAAAUA